Messenger RNA from Salarias fasciatus (jewelled blenny), 1400 nucleotides. RefSeq names its product calretinin-like. The transcript is spliced from 11 exons. The record is from RefSeq and is a predicted model, not a curated record. The coding region runs from base 96 to 911 and encodes 271 amino acids. Lineage: Eukaryota; Metazoa; Chordata; Actinopteri; Blenniiformes; Blenniidae. Gene Ontology annotation, biological process: regulation of presynaptic cytosolic calcium ion concentration; regulation of long-term synaptic potentiation. Gene Ontology annotation, cellular component: nucleus; terminal bouton; cytosol. Gene Ontology annotation, molecular function: calcium ion binding.
AGGAGGCGCUGCCCGCAGAAGCGAGCAGCUCCACAGCGGCAAAAGUUUUCCCCUCAACUAUCGCGGACGACCCGAAGGAGGCAGGACCGGGAGAGAUGGCAACUCAAGCGCAGCAGCCGCCCAAACUGGAUCUGGCCGAGCUCACCGCGGAGCAGUUCAUCAACAUCUGGAAGCAAUUUGACGCAGACGGAAAUGGUUACAUUGAGGGGAAGGAGCUGGAGCGCUUCUUCAAAGAGCUGGAGACUGCGAGACAAGGAGCAGGCGUGGAUCCCUCACACGCUGCAUUCAAAGAAAAGAUGAAGGACUUCAUGGCCAACAUCGACAAGAAUGCUGAUGGGAGAAUUGAGAUGUCAGAGCUGGCUCAGAUUCUGCCGACAGAAGAAAAUUUCCUGCUCUGCUUCAGAGAAUUCGUCGGAUCCAGCUCUCAGUUCAUGGCAGCCUGGCGGAGGUAUGACACCGACCGCAGUGGAUAUAUUGAGUCAAACGAGCUGGAGGGUUUUCUGUCCGACCUGCUGAUGAGGGCGAACAGACAUUACGAUCAAAAGAAGAUGAAUGACUACACGAAAACCAUUCUCAGGAUGUUUGAUCUGAAUGGGGAUGGUAAGCUGGGCUUGUCUGAGAUGGCACGGCUCCUGCCCAAUGACGAAAAUUUCGUUGUGAAGUUCCAGGGUAUCAAGCUCACCGUGAAAGAAUUCGAAUCCCUCUUCAAGUUCUACGAUAAGGACGGUAACGGGCAUAUUGAUGAGCAGGAGCUUGAGGCUCUGCUGAAGGACCUCUGUGACAAGAAAAAAAUGGACGUGGACUCCACAGGACUGGGCGACUACAAGAAGAGCAUCAUGGCUCUCUCUGACGGAGGGAAGCUGUACCGCGCCGAGUUGGAGAUCGUCCUGUGCCGGGACUCCGCGCUGUGACGGCCCCGCCUGGGAUCCUUCCAUUUCCCCUCCUGCUUCCUUCGUCCUACCUCCUGAUGUAACCUGGUGCAUGUGUGACCCUUAACCUCGCUACAACACUUAGAGUGAAGACGAAAGUGCUUGGAAUGCACAAAGUGUACCGCUGGCCCUGCUGUUUUAGCUUUGUUUUCCUCUUGAGUUUUUUUUUCUUUCUUCUUUUUUUUUAACAUGCAGUUUUGUGGUGAUAUAGCCAUAGUAAUGACUACAGUUAUAAAUUGUGUAUUUAUUUAAUUAAAUUACCAUUUUUAUGAUGCAUUUGUAUUUCAAAAUCAACCAAUUAAAUUAAUGAAUAAAUUACUGAUCAUAUGUUCCUUUCCCUCUGAAAUGUCUUCUUCUGCUGUCUAUUUUAUUUAUUUAACUUUGAUUUAUUAUGGGCUUGUUUUAUUUGAUGAGGCUUGUACUGUUCUAUUAAAGAUAUUACUGAGAGAAUGAAUAAAUAUAACAUGGCAA